Messenger RNA from Epinephelus fuscoguttatus (brown-marbled grouper), 2688 nucleotides. It is a transcript of the gene dnaja3a, whose product is annotated as DnaJ heat shock protein family (Hsp40) member A3a. NCBI's taxonomy places the organism in Eukaryota, Metazoa, Chordata, Actinopteri, Perciformes, Serranidae. Gene Ontology annotation, cellular component: mitochondrion. The record is from RefSeq and is a predicted model, not a curated record. Gene Ontology annotation, biological process: protein folding; mitochondrion organization; negative regulation of apoptotic process. The coding region runs from base 21 to 1388 and encodes 455 amino acids. Gene Ontology annotation, molecular function: ATP binding; heat shock protein binding; protein kinase binding. The transcript is spliced from 11 exons.
AGGCAGCGGCUACAGAAGGAAUGAUGGCGUCCUCGGCUGUCCGCCGCUCCUCACGCUGGAUUACAGUAAUUGUGUCCUCUGGACGUGUCAGGGCCGCCGGUGCUGCUGUCUGCUUCGGUCGUGGAGGUGUCCGCAGUGUCUCUACGCUGGGAGCGGAAAAAUUAUGGCGGGGAGGAAGCUCGGUGUGUGUUGGAGCAGGGAAAGCGUUGACAUUGAGAGGGCUGUCAGGCAUCAAAUCACCCAAUGCUGUCUGCACACUGUCCUUCCACACAAGUGCCCCCGUCAGCAGCAAGCAGGACUACUACCAGAUCCUCGACGUGCCUCGCACUGCGACCCAGAAAGAGAUCAAGAAAGCCUACUACCAGCUGGCCAAAAAGUACCACCCUGACACCAACAAAGACGACCCACAAGCCAAGGAGAAAUUUGCUCAGCUGGCUGAAGCUUAUGAGGUCCUGAGUGAUGAAGGAAAGAGGAAGCAGUAUGAUGCGUAUGGCUCAACAGGCUUUGAUGCUGGUCAGGCUAGUGGAGGGCACCAGUACUGGUCUGGACAGUCCAGCAGCGUGGACCCAGAGGAGCUCUUCCGUAAGAUCUUUGGGGAAUUCUCUGGAGGCCGUGGCUUUGGAGACUUCAACGCCAUAUUUGAGCAGCCGCAGGAGUACAUCAUGGAGCUGACGUUCACUCAGGCAGCAAAGGGAGUCAACAAAGAGUUUUCUGUUAACGUAGAAGCAACCUGCCAACGCUGUGAUGGUAAAGGCCACGAGCCUGGUACCAAAGUCCAGCACUGCCACCACUGCAACGGCUCCGGCAUGGAGACGGUGAAUACAGGACCGUUUGUGAUGCGCUCCACGUGUCGUCGCUGUGGAGGCAAAGGCACAGUCAUUUCAACACCCUGUCAGUCCUGCCGUGGGGUGGGGCAGACCAAGCAGAGGAAGAAUGUGAUGGUUCCUGUGCCUGCAGGGGUGGAGGAUGGCCAGACAGUCAGAAUGCCAGUCGGCAAGAAGGAGAUCUUCAUCACAUUCAGGGUCCAGAAAAGUCCCGUGUUCAGGAGGGACGGUGCAGACAUCCACUCUGAUCUUCUUGUCUCCGUGGCACAAGCUAUCCUGGGUGGCACGGCCAGGACACAGGGCCUUUAUGAAACACUAAACUUAUCAAUCCCUGCAGGCAUCCAGACAGAUCAGAGGAUCCGAUUGUCAGGGAAGGGGAUUGCUCGUAUCAGUGGCUACGGCUUCGGAGACCAUUAUGUACAUGUCAAAAUAAAAGUACCCAAGACACUGACAGACAGGCAAAGAGCUCUGCUAAUGAGCUACGCUGAGGACGAGACAGAUGUGGAGGGGACAGUGAAUGGAGUCACUAACACCACCACAGGUAAAAGGUCAUCCUGGAACUGAGAAGCUUUGUCAGUAAAUCAGAGGGCAGAAGGGAGGACAGCGCAAAGCAAGCACAGCCACAUUAUAAAGGGACAGGUGGUUGAGGAGUAUUGGGUGUCGGAUGAGGCCUGCAAAGGUUUUGGAGGGAUCAAUUUGGACCCACCUACACAGCCCUGCAGUGAACAAGACGGAGGAUCAUCUUCUCUGUUCUUCUGCUGAGGGCAGUCCACACAAGAGGAUGUUCCACUGCGCUAAUCACCUCUUCAGUCAGACGUCCAUUGAUGCAACAAAGACUUCUCAUGAACAUAGCAGUUGGUGCAUGUUGGAUUUCUGUUGAUCCCCUCAAAAAACUAUAACGAUAACAGAAUUCAUGUGCGUAGAAAUAAAUUAUUGACAAAGAGUACAGAUUCAGUCACAAGUUUCAUUUGGGAUUAAAUCAACCUCCUGUCAUUAAUCAUUUUGUUUUGUAUACUUUGUACACAGUGCUUAAAUUUCCUCCUCAGUUCUCAGCAGUGCUGUCAGUCCUAACAGGUUGACUACAUGUUUACCUUUUCGUUUAAAUGUUGGACAGUGUGGAGGUGUGUCUGUAGUGGAAAGUUAAACUUUGGCUCGGGCUUUCCUGAACUGUGAAAACUAGUGAACUCUGUUCCUCUUUUAACCCUUUACAUUAUGCGAGAGAAUUCUGCACCUUCAUUACAUUUGUACAUAGGUAGUUGUGGAUCAUAUAGAUGCAUCAAUGUGUCACAUAGAAGAGAUAUACUGGACAUCUAUAAUAAAGCAAUGGUCUAGGAAAAGCCUCUAAGAGUGUAUUGACUCUGUCCAGACCAGUGGUUCCCAACUGGUGCAGCCACGGGGUCCAGAUUUCUCCUUCGUCAUUAGUUCAAAGUCCACGCUUGGACAUGUCAUCAAGCUAGUUUGCUGUCUCUGUCAAGUAGCUGUCCAUAAGUCACUUACUUAAAAGCAGGAAAGGGCACUUCAAAGUAAAAGCUCUGCGCUAGAAAUUCACUGUAUUUAAGAAUAAAAUGUGUUUUUUAAAAACUUAAUACAUUUGCAAGUCACUUGCUGUCCAUUCAGAAUGGACUUGCAACCCACUUUUGGACCAUGACCCAUCAUUUUGGAACCACUGGUCUUGACAUUAAUAAACAUUUAUGUAUGUUUUGCUCAUUCUUAUUUAGGUAGAAUAUAAUGCAAUCCAAAACACCAGUAAACUGCCAGAGCAUUAGAAAUAAGGUAGAAUAGAUUAGCUGUUAAUGUGUAAUGUUAUAUAAUAAACUCGCCUGCAUUUUUACAUUUGAAUAAAUCUAUUACCUUUAUUUUAAAA